AUGAGCAUCCAGAUGCCACCCACACUCCUGGUGCUGGCAGCAAAGCGCCUGCUUAGGGACCAGGCCUUGGCCAUUGCAGCUCUGGAGUACCUGCCCACUGAGCUCUUCCCGUACCUGUUCGUCCUGGCCUACCGUGGUGGACACCACUGCCAGCUCCUGAAGGCGUUGGCCCAAGCCUGGCCCUUCACUGUCCUCCCUCUGGAGGUCCUGAUGCAGCGUCCCCCUGAUCAUGCCCCAACCAGGGCCACAGGCUUAAAAGCUGUGUUUGACACGCUUGAUGUUCUGCCUGCCCAGGAGGUGCAAACUGCGGGCCGUCUGGACCAGAUGCUCAUGCGCCUGCAGGCUCCCUUGGACCUGCUCUGCCUAACAUAUUGCCAGCGGCUGACGCAUUCAGACCUGACACACCUGUUCCAGUGCCCGAACCUCAGGCAGCUGAAGAUCCUGCACCUAGUUGGCCUCAGCCUUGCGGAUUUCAGUCCCGAGCCCCUCCGAGCGCUGCUGGAGGCAGUGACACCCACCCUCCAGGACCUGGGUCUGAUAAAUGAUCUGCCCAUGGAGAUCUUUGCCUUGCUCCCCGGCACUGAUCUGCCCAGCCUGGCCCAGGCCUGCACCAAAUUCCACCACAUCCUGCACACGGACAGCAUCUGGAGACGGUGCUGCUGCGAGGAGUUUGGAAACUUGCAGAACCAGGAGAUGAUCGGUAUCUCUUAUCGAGAAGUCUAUGUGAAGCCGUUCCACCCAUACAGACACAUUUUGGGAUUGUGGCAGCUAGAUAAUAGCUAUCGAACACUGCUGAAUGUAGUGGUGGAUGGCUUAUGCAUUGCUGGUUGGACGUACGGACCUUCCCAUAACAUCCAUGUGGAUGGCCCAAUGCAAUUCAAGCUCUCGUUCAGAAUUAGCCUGACGGAGAGGAAAUCAGCCACGAUGGAGUGCAUGAACGACUUCUACAGCUUUUCCCACAGCCGCCACCUGCAGAUUCAGAAGGACAGGUUCAGCAUCCAGUGGAUCAAGAGAGACUACCGAAGGGAUUUACCAGUGCGGCUUAGGGGAGAACGGGGGCGGGUGCUGGUGCAGGAGGACAGACAUCAGUAUGACUGCCUGACCUACAGCCGCCUCUACCUCCCGCCAAGCCCGGACGACCUCAUCAGGCCAGGCCUCCUCCAAGGCAAAUAUGAUCCGUACGGCCUAACGAUUGUCAUGCUUGGAUUCCAUGGGAGGUAUGCCAGGGUCACGAAGUUCAUGGGAGAGUCCAUCAGGACAUUAGAGAUCCACCUCAUGCGCCGCAUGCAGCUGCCAGAUGGCGAGAUCUUCCGCAACUUCAACGAGCUCUCCCGCGUGGUCCAGGAGAUUGACCAGCAGGUGAUCUGGGAGCAGCAGCAGCAGCAAGAAGACGGGACUGAGGAAAGCGAGGGCCAUGGCUGGCAGAGCCCUGCCCAGCCCAGCGUCGGGGAGUCCAGGCCUGCAGCUUCGGAGGAGCAGCCUGUCCCGUUUGUUCUGCCUGUGGGCGUGCACCCAAUAGACCAGAACUAA
This is a messenger RNA of Myotis davidii, 1530 nucleotides long. Its product is annotated as F-box only protein 31-like. Gene Ontology annotation, cellular component: cytoplasm. Gene Ontology annotation, molecular function: protein binding. NCBI's taxonomy places the organism in Eukaryota, Metazoa, Chordata, Mammalia, Chiroptera, Vespertilionidae. The record is from RefSeq and is a predicted model, not a curated record.